Messenger RNA from Bemisia tabaci, 4946 nucleotides. Lineage: Eukaryota; Metazoa; Arthropoda; Insecta; Hemiptera; Aleyrodidae. The record is from RefSeq and is a predicted model, not a curated record.
UGUUUAUAUAAAAAUCCGAAGCCGCCGUAGUCCAAACUUUAAGUAGGUUCCGUAACGUAAUUGAAUCAGGUCCACUUUCCUGCUUAUUUUGUUUUAUCUCGAGUACUCCUGGCUUGAUUGCGUGGGUUCAAUUUAUCUGUGAAAUCGACCCAUGUUGCGGUGAAAAAUACGUUUUGUUCAGGGUCGGACCAAUUGUUCAGUGCUUUUUGGGGUUUUUUAAAUACAUGGAGAACAUAACGAACGAAAAACAUUGUCACCAUGGUAUUUCAAAUCGAAGGCCGCCCUUUAAAGCAGCCGAAAACUCCUGAUAAAUCGGUUCGAUGACUUGAUGGAUCUCUAUUCGCCACGGUUUUCAUCUAUAAUUGAAACAAAGGACAAGAUUUGAAGCAUGCAUCAUUCUUAGUCAAACGAACGCCCGCCAAAAGCGAAAGGCAUAGGAGAGGGAUGUGGCUGUUCGCUUUCCUGGUGGGCUCGGUGGCAGGAAACUACCCGGUGUUCGACGCGACGACCCAGAUGAAGAACCUCCUCGUCCCGGCCGAUCUACCCGUCGGCUCCAUCAUCUACCGACUCCGCGCGACCGACGCCGAUCGGGACCACCCCCUCACCUUCGACGCAACAGAUUACGGAAGUUACGUGAUUCGGAUUGAAAACCUACCUUGCGAUCGGAACGUGACGCACUGCGACGCGAACGUCUAUCUGGAGAGAGUGUUAGUGCCCGGACAGGUUUUCAAAUUUCGGCUCACGGUGAAAGAUACGAAAGGACUCACGACGACCCUUCCCGUCUCCAUCCACGCCACCAACGGCCGCACUGACGUCACCGCCAUCUUCCCUCACAUCCCGGGCCUUAUCGUUGUCCCUGAGAACACAAAAGUUGGGACUGAACUAGAGUACGUGGUUGUUCGAAAAAACUUGGAAUCGAAGAAACCUGCUAUGUUGGAGCUAUGGGGCACAACAGAGUUCUCCUUUCGGCAGUCUCAACCAUCAAAAGACACGACAACAGGCAUUAUUCUCCUGUCACAACCUCUAGACUUUGAAAGACGAACAAUGUACAAGCUUUGGGUAUUUGCAACGGAUAUGGCGGUGGAGGUGGGACGAGACUCACGAAAUAUUGCUGGUUUCGAGCUGGUGAUCGUCGUUCAAGAUGUACAAGAUACUCCUCCGAUUUUCCAACAACAUCAAAAUCCCGUGACGAAGUUGAGGAGCUCUUUGAAGGAGGGCGAUUUUGUAACCCGAGUCACUGCUAUUGAUGGAGACAGAGGCACACCAAGACCUAUCAAAUACGGUUUAGUUUCCGAGGGUAGUCCGUUCACCGUAUUUUUUAACAUCGAUAGAAAAACAGGAGAUAUUUUUCUAGCAAGGCCGUUGAAGGAACUGAGUGUAAUUGCCCGCUCACACCAACCGAUUUUAUUGAACAUUAUCGCCGAGGAGGAAGCUACAAAUCCCAAAGAACCACCUCCACUUUCCUCUAUCAUGACCAUAGCGUUACUCCUGGGAGAAGCUGGAAACACUCCUCCUUAUUUCGAUAAUCCUAGUUACGUUUGUCGUCUCGAUGAAAAUAGUUUGCAAGGGACAGCUCUCGUUUUCAGCGAAGCGUAUUCAACACAAGUUCAUGAUGAUGAUAUGGGCAAGCAGGGGGUGUUUUCUUUAUCUUUGGAGGGCCAGAACGGAACAUUCGAGAUAACGCCAGGCGUGGCGGAGCGACACGCGAACUUUAUGAUUCGAGUCCGCAACAGCGCCCUCUUGGACUACGAACAACGCCGCUCCAUCCAAUUUAUGAUAGUGGCCAAAGAGCUCGGCUCUGAAACGAAGCCGUUCUCGAGUAAUGCAUCAGUACUCGUAUACUUGAACGAUGUCAACGACAACCCACCGCAGUUCCUCAGCUCGCGCUACGAAGCUCAAAUUCCAGAGAACAUAACUGCCAACACUAAAGUUCUUCAAGUUAACGCCACGGAUAAAGAUGAGGGGGCUUUCGGAAGUGUUCGUUACACAGGGAUUCUGGGCUACAAAAACACGUCUCUCAUUCUCGAUCGUCUGACCGGAGAAGUCAAAAUAUCGUCCGACAAUCACGGGUUCGACAGAGAGGAGGCGCCAGAGUUUCAUUUUUUCAUCGAAGCGCGUGACAUGGAGGGAGUUGGUCUACGAACGACAGUGCCUUUCAUCCUUCGAGUAAUUGAUAUCAACGAUGAAACGCCUACUUUCGAAAAGAAUCCCACUCAGUUUAUACUAACACCAGAUCUGCAAAAUUUUUCUGAGAGAGCUUUUGUUAAGGCAAUCGACAAGGACGCAGAAUCACCUAACAACGUCGUGAAGUAUGAGAUAAUCAGUGGAAAUUACGAAAAUAAGUUUGCGUUGGAUCCGGACACAGGUGAACUGACCGUCCGUAAUCCGUCAAACGAUUUAUCCAGACUCAGAAGACGACUAAAACGACAAGCGAACCCUGUAAAACCGACUGUCCAGGUUCUCACCGUGCGAGCUUAUGAUUUAGGCGUGCCUCACAGGUCAUCGACAUCUCAGAUCAGAGUUUACCCGGCGGACUCUGGGGCUAGAACUAUGUCGUUCAUCUUGCCCGGGAUUAGCCUUGAUUGGCGAGCCACGGAAGAGUUCCUCGCUGAACUGACAGGGGCUCGAGUCUCCAUACAUAACAUGCAGCCCUACUACAACCCCCCUGGAAAUCGCGUCAACAGUUUGCCCCAGAACGUUCCUCCGCCUAACGCAGACAAAUCUGUUGUGCGUGCGACGGUUUCUUACUACCCCAAUGCUGUUGUUGAUGUCAGUCACUUGCAAGAUCGUUUUGCAGUCAAUAAAACGGCUGUUGUGGUUAAUCAAACUGUGCAAGAGUAUAGAGCGGAAAAUCAGCUUCUUUUCUGGUUACUCAUUCUGCUGGCACUAUUGAUCUUACUAGCACUACUCUCGUUUCUUCUCUGUGGACUUUGUCCUUGCUGUCCACUCUACGCAUUUUUCACCAGACAGAGGAAAGUACAGUCGGCAGACUCUGUAGAAAAAAGAAGAUUUUUCCAAGAAUCCAAAGGAAUUCAAGCAGCGGAGAGCGAGGAGGGGAAAGAGCCGCCCGUCUGGUACUACAGCCGAGGGCGGGGGCGGCGGAAAGAGCCGGACCCGGCGUACAUCCUGGUGACGACGACCGGGCAAGCGGCCGGGACGAGACCCGGCUCGGCGGGCCGGACGAGGCGGAUGCCGAUGUUGGUCGACCACGGGCACGGGGGCGGGAACGUGAUCUACGCGCGGGAGCCCCACCAGCGCGGCGAGCAGAUCUACCUGGAGGACCUGGACGAGCCCGAGUUCCACGUGCUGGACCCGGCGCGGCUCCCGAACCACCACAACCACCACAACCACCACUCCAGGCUCGAGCUGGAGCAGGACUCCUUCAGGCGCCACGAGGUCGAGCGCGGCUCCGACGUCGCCCAGUUCGACAGGGACUCCCUCGAGAUCGAAAGGGCCGACGCGCGGCCGCACAACGCCAACGUGAGGAAUGGGAGCGUGAGGCAAGGCGGCGGCGGGGAGCGGGAUCAGGAGCGGGGCGGCUACGAGGAGAGCACCUCGGAGCCGCUCUCCCGGCUGGAGAAGGCGAGCCACGAGGAGAUGUUCAUCAAGGAGGGCAACGCGGAGAUCCUGCGGCUGAGAACGCGGGAGCACGGCGAGCAGCAGCAGCGCGCCCAGAGCCUGGAGGCCGCCCCGAGCCACCUGAGCAAGGAGGCCGAUAGCCUCACCACCGGCGAGGAGCUCGGCAAGAAGAUGAUCAUGCAGAGGUUCAUCGACGGCGAGGGCAACGAGGAGCAGGUCUCCAGCAUCAACGAGAACCUCCUCUCCAAUAAUCUCCUCCUCACGAGGUACUUCAUCGAGGAGCAGCAGCGGAGCCACCGCAAUCGCCAGGCUAUCGAUACUCAGAGUCUUCCAGGAAACACACUGCUGUCGAUGGGGACCCAGACUGACUGCAACCAGGCGACGCAGACGGACGCGUCGUGGGUUCGGCCGCCGAGGCGGAAGGCGAAGAGCGACUGCGGGGACAGCAGCGACAGCGACGAGGGUCACCGGGGGAUCGGCGGGGUCGGCGGCGGGGGCGUGAGACGCAAAGCCCGGCUCAUCAGCAUCCUCAUCAACUCCGGCGGGAACGGCAAGGGCCAGGCCAACCACAACCACAACCGCCCCAUCAAGUCGCCCAUCAUCGAGGAGAGCGAGAGCUCCCCGGAGAGCUGCGCCAACAAACACGCCAGAAAGCACAAAGCUCUCCACUCCAGCUCCUCCAGGAGCCUUACCGACUUGAUCAACAGCCAAAGAUUUCGCGAAGACACCCUUCUUCGCGGCAGCGAGCGUGACCUGAGAAGUAGGGUCGCCAAAGCCAGGGCGAAAGAGCUCGAGGAAUCCGGCCUGAAGAAGGCUCAAUCCUGUGCCGAGAUCCACCCCGAAGUAUUGGAGAAGCAGCUGCGUACCCAGGACUAUAUCCCGAAGUCCUUGAAAGCCAGGUUUCUCUCCAGGAACAGGAAUUGCCUGGAGACAACCGGAGCGGACGGAAAGUUGAGGCUGAAGGAAAAGGCUCAAAAAGAGGGCGCCGAUUGGCAAGCGACCGGGAAACGAAAAGACGAGCAGAAGGCAAAAGUUGGCGCCACACCCGUGAGGUCGAGAUCGCAGUUGCUCAAGAGUACGCCCGGGAAAAAUGGCCCGAAAAUCAUGGGCAACGGUGUCCUUGUAAAGGGAUCCGAGGACGAGAUAGAUUCAGGGAUCGUCAUGGCAAACCACUCGAAGGGCCCGCAGAACAUCGUCCACAAACACCAGGAGUUGCUGGAGAAGAAGAGUGUCUUCACUAUCGCCUACGGGGACGUCGAGACGCAGCAAAUACAGCCGGACAGCAGUAGUUCUCCACCUUAAAAUCCAGGAGAUUUCUUCUAAAGAUUAUCUUAUUCACAUAAAACCAUAGAGUACAUCUAGUCGUA